ACCAGAGACAAACAUGAAGAGCCUCACACUCCUGAUCUUCUGCUGCAUGAUAGCUGCAUGUCUGAGUGCAGGUCUUCCUGACACUAAAUCAGUGAGUCCUGCAGAAUCUCCCAGUGAUGAUGGUGUGUUUGUGAAACGAGACGUGGCCUCAACAGUCGUGAGACAGAAGAGAGCAGGAACAGCACCUGCAGACCUGACUGUGGCUCAGCUGGAGAGUCUGAGGGAAGUGUGUGAAGCGAACCUGGCCUGUGAGGACAUGAUGGACGUGUCCGGCAUCAUCGCGGCCUACACUGCGUACUACGGGCCCAUCCCCUACUAAAGCGCCGCCGCUGGCCCGCGUCCAAGCGCAUUACGAGCAUCUGUCAAAAAUGAUUAAAAAACCAGAUCAAUACCAGAUCAUAAUAAAGA
Molecule: messenger RNA, 408 nt
Organism: Onychostoma macrolepis
Lineage: Eukaryota; Metazoa; Chordata; Actinopteri; Cypriniformes; Cyprinidae
Gene: bglap
Product: bone gamma-carboxyglutamate (gla) protein
Exons: 4
Coding region: 14-319 (101 amino acids)
Biological process (GO): regulation of cellular response to insulin stimulus; response to vitamin K; bone development
Cellular component (GO): extracellular region
Molecular function (GO): calcium ion binding; structural constituent of bone; hydroxyapatite binding
Source: RefSeq, a predicted model, not a curated record